Messenger RNA from Sphaerulina musiva SO2202, 1786 nucleotides. Its product is annotated as P-loop containing nucleoside triphosphate hydrolase protein. The transcript is spliced from 3 exons. The record is from RefSeq and is a predicted model, not a curated record. Gene Ontology annotation, biological process: protein import into peroxisome matrix. Lineage: Eukaryota; Fungi; Ascomycota; Dothideomycetes; Mycosphaerellales; Mycosphaerellaceae. Bases 16 to 1710 code for a protein of 564 amino acids. Gene Ontology annotation, cellular component: peroxisomal membrane; cytosol. Gene Ontology annotation, molecular function: ATP hydrolysis activity; ATP binding.
GAAACAUCACCACCCAUGGCAUCUCCCCAUUCAAAGCAGGAAGACCUCUUGAUGAGGAUGAGGAUGAUGAUGAAGAACCCAACCUAUGACGAACCUAACAUGAACAAGUCCGUCGAAGAAGAAGGAGAAGAGGGAGAAGAAGGAGAACGAGAACAAGAACCAUACCACCUCUUCGACGACGUCCUCGACCUCACAUCUGCCAAAACCGCCGACCACGACCUCCAAUACCUCACCGCCCUCCGAGCCUCUUUCCCCUCCAUGAUCGUCACCGCCAUUCCCGUUCCCAACAUCCCGCUCUUAUCCUUUGCUUCUGCAGGUCACGCUCUCGCCGAGCUCGACUUGGAGACGGACUCGUUUGCUUCGUGGCGUGGCUAUGUUGGACCUUCUUUACAAGCUCGCAAUGGAGGGUUGGCGGAGAGUGUGCAUUUUGCAAAGUAUGCGUAUCGCUGGGCUGGGGAGGGGUUUGUGGUUUAUGUGGUGAAUCAUGUGCAGUAUGUGUUGAAGGAGAGGGCUAGAGGGGAACAUCCUUUGGGGCCGAGUGGGAAGACGGAUGAGUUGAUUCGAGCGGUUGGGGGGUGGUUGUUGGAUGGGGUCGUGUGGGUGUAUGAUAGAUACUGGUACCAGGAUAAAAAGCUUUAUCAGCAGGUUCAGAAGGCGACAUGGGAUAAAGUCAUUCUGGAUGAGGGUAUGAAGAAGGAGUUGACCGAGGCUGCGGAGAAGUUCUUCGAUAGUAAAGAUGUUUAUGAUGAUUUGGGGGUGCCAUGGAAACGUGGUCUCCUGUUCCACGGUCCACCUGGAAAUGGGAAGACCAUCAGCAUCAAGGCGCUCAUGCACACUCUUCUUAAUCGCAAGCAGCCCGUUCCGACUCUGUAUGUCAAAGCGGCCCCGCUCACAUACAACAUACAAGAAGUCUUUCGCCAAGCUCGCAAUCUAGCACCUUGCAUGUUAAUCCUAGAGGACAUCGAGACCAUUGUCACGCCCCAGACCCGUUCCUACUUCUUCAAUGAAAUGGACGGCAUCGAAGAUAAUAGUGGACUGUUCGUCGUGGGGUCCACAAACUAUCUCGAGAAGCUGGACCCCGGUCUCACGAGCAGACCUAGUCGUUUCGACAGAAAGUACCUCUUUCCCUUGCCCAAUGAACACGAAAGGAUACUGUAUUGCCAAUGGUGGAGAAGGAAGCUUGCUCACAACUCUGCUAUCGAAUUCCCAGAGCGACUAUGUAAGCCCAUGGCCGGCAUUACAGAUGGCUUCUCGUUUGCCUUUCUGCAGGAAUGCUUCGUGGGCAGUAUGCUGGCCCUGGCGCAUGAUUCAGGCGAUACUGGUGGCCCUGGGAAAGAUGAAGAGGACGAUAAAAAUCUGGACAAGUAUGAGCUUUGGAGAGUAUUCAAGAAGCAGGCCGCAGUCUUGCGGAAAGAGAUUAGGAAUGACUCCGAGGUGGUAACCCAGCCGUCUUUGCCAUCUGGCGAUGUUUCAGUUCUUGCUUUCGCAUCGUCGCAGGUCGCAGUGCCGAGGAGGUCAUCCGAGAAGCGGAGAGGCAUGCCCGGAACAUUCACCGACUCCGCUCUCGUUCCCUCGCUUGCGGCUCCUCAAGGACAGGAUUUUUUGGGCAUGGCGAGCAAUUUGAAUGUGCAGGGUGCGCAAGCUGGAACGGCGCGACUGAACACGACUAAGCAGACUGUGAUUAAUUCGCGGUCCUAUGCGAUGCAGUAAUACCUGUAAGCACCAAAGAACUUGCGUGUUCGUGACAUACCUGCGUACCUUACCUUAGUAGACUUGCCAAACCGGG